UGGAUACAAUAAACAGCGAGUACGAGCGCGUGGCUGCCACGCAACGGACACGGACACGCCGACGUUGGUGGUGAUCCCACCCAGAAUCAAAAUCAGAAUCACAAAACAGCGCCAGAAGCAGAAGCGGUGUGUAGCCAUAUGAAGUUCGGUCGUCGCAGGAUGAGGACGAAGUUUUUAAACGGAAUCGGAAACUUAAUUACAUUUCAAUUUGGGCCUAAACAAACUGUUCCGCAUAUGUCACUCACUGCGAUGAAGUCUGAUGCCGCCGGGAUCGGAGUGGUGGGCGCGGGCGGAACUGUUGCACUAUCCGAUUCCAGGGAGUGGGCACCUCCGCCGCCGGGCAACCGAUGUGCCACAGUGACUAUGCUCCUGGCCCAGCGGAUUGCACGCAACGCUUGCUGGUCAGUCGACGAGGAGCCCUCGUACAGUGCGAACAAGAUGAACGUCUGGCAAACGCUGGAGUACCUCUCGGGGCUGAGUCUGCGAAAGAAGUACAACUACGAGGGCUUCUCGGACACCCAGAAUGUGAUCAGAACCCUCACGCCAUCCUGGCGACGGGAUAGUUUCGCCGAGAAGGCCAAGGCCGAGGAGCUGACCGGCGGCACUCCCACCUCGACGGUCAAGUACACGGAUGAACGCUCCGCGAGUGCUCCCAUCAUUGCCAUCCAGGAUCCGGGCAUUAGUACCAGCUUCCAGAGCAGCGAUAACGUCGCCAUGGCCGUUCGUUCCGGGGCGAAAAGUCCGUCUGGCCUGCGCCGGAAACAUCGCAGCCGGAACCGGAAGCGCAAUGCUCCGCUUCUCGAUCCCGAGUACGCUCUCUCGCCGGAGGAUCUGCAGGACCUGGUCAAGUGCAAGUAA
Molecule: messenger RNA, 858 nt
Organism: Drosophila santomea
Lineage: Eukaryota; Metazoa; Arthropoda; Insecta; Diptera; Drosophilidae
Exons: 1
Coding region: 139-858 (239 amino acids)
Source: RefSeq, a predicted model, not a curated record